AUGACAUGGAUGAUUCCGGCCGCCGGGACAGCGAGCUUGACGCACUACGACCUUCCGUUGAACUACCUAGCAUCGUACGUGACCCGCGCCCAGAUUGCGACAAUCCGGGCGAAGCCACACAGAUGUGGAUGUGCAUAUGGGGCGAGUUACCAUGCGACGGCGGCGUUAAGUUCGCUCGCCUACAGCGGGGACGAGCGGCAGAGCAUCGGGCCGGGGCCGGGGUGCGGGCGAUGCUUCCGACUGACGUUGCGCUCGGCCCAUGGCGUCGACCCGCCGUUCGUGCCUGCCGAUCCCAAACCAUCGGUGGUCGUCAAGAUCGUCGAUAAGUGUCCUUCGCCCGAGUUCUGUGCGGCUACUCGGACUCAUCCUAAUAAGAUCGGCCAGCAAAUUCAUUUCGACUUGGCGCUGCCCUCGCCGGCCUUAAACCUCUCCUUUUUCCCGUCGAAUGUGGAGCUGUAUGGAUACAGCGACUUCGGGAUCUGGAACAUCGAUUAUGAGACGGUGUCCUGUGAGGAAUGGGCCGGCUGGACCAACGCCUCGUCGUUAGGCGUCGAGCGGAGUUAUCCGGGGUAUGAGGAGAGUUGCUGUCCGACGAACCCGCCCUAUACCAAUGAAGUCUGUGCCAAGUCGAUCAAAGCGCCUCCUCCAGCAACCACCUACAAGUCGCCGGCCGCAUCUUCCCCUCCUCCGCCCAAUCCGCGUCUCAUCUUCCUGUGCGCGUCGGCUUGGCUCUCGCUCUCCUUGACCGAUUCUUUCCCGCUCUUCUUGCGCCUCCUAGACACUCAUCAUUGA
Molecule: messenger RNA, 792 nt
Organism: Puccinia graminis f. sp. tritici CRL 75-36-700-3
Lineage: Eukaryota; Fungi; Basidiomycota; Pucciniomycetes; Pucciniales; Pucciniaceae
Exons: 5
Coding region: 1-792 (263 amino acids)
Source: RefSeq, a predicted model, not a curated record